AUGGCUCCAGCCUUUUUAAGAAGACUGAAGACUGGGCCUUUUGGACCAGACUGCUGCUGUUCUUCUACUGAAACAGAGUCCAGGCAGAGUCCAGGCAGAGUCCAGGCAGAGUCCAGGCAGAGUCCAGGCAGAGUCCAGGCAGAGUCCAGGCAGAGUCCAGGCAGAGUCCAGGCAGAGUCCAGGCAGAGUCCAGGCAGAGUGUCCAGGCAGAGUGUCCAGGCAGAGUGUCCAGGCAGAGUGUCCAGGCAGAGUGUCCAGGCACCGCGAGCAAUGCUUCUUCCUCUGGCUCCGGAGGUGUUUGUGUCUCACUGCAGGAAGACUCCACUCAUGAGUUCAGAGGGUUGGGUUCUGUGA
Knipowitschia caucasica is the source of this 354-nucleotide messenger RNA. NCBI's taxonomy places the organism in Eukaryota, Metazoa, Chordata, Actinopteri, Gobiiformes, Gobiidae. The record is from the annotation of a GenBank genome assembly.